AUGGCGGGAACACCGGAGAGGGAGAAGUCGCUGGGACUGCUCGAACAGGGCGAGCUCGAGGUGGAUUCAGACUCGACACUGAAUGAAGAUGAACGGCCCCCGACACCCGUGGAGAAGACGAAGGCGCAGGUUGGCUUGUUGCUGGAGUUCGCAGCAUCGAGGAUGUCUGGAUUGAGGCCCUCGUUUCUGCAGGUGAAGACGAACAAAACCUCGAAGCUGCGGCGGACAGCAUAUCUGGAUGGCAUAAGAGGAUUCGCAGCAUUACUGGUCUACUGUCUGCAUCAUGGACUAUGGGCGCAUGCGAUCAUGGGCGGCAGCACAAAGGCCGAGAACACCUUCGGCUGGGACAAGGAAUACUACUUCAUUGCAUUCCCGAUCGUGAGGACGUUCUUCAGCGGAGGCCACUAUGCAGUCGCAACAUUCUUCGUCAUAUCUGGCUACGUCCUGUCCUCGAAACCUCUAUCAUUAAUAGAGAGCGGCGACUACGUCAACCUUGGAAACAACGUGGGUUCGGCACUCUUCAGACGAUGGCUGCGUUUGUACGUGCCAAUUAUAGUGGUGACCUUCGGCUUCAUCAUACUACCGCACAUUGGCAUUGGAUCAGACUUCAAGCCUCAAGGGAACCUACGAGAUGAGAUUUGGCAAUGGUAUUGCGAUUUCAAGAACUUUACAAACAUCUGGAACACUGGCGGCGAUAUCAUCCUACAACAACAAAAGCAUGUCUGGUCCAUCCCAGUCGAAAUGAGAGGAUCCAUCACCAUCUACACUGCAAUUAUGGCUUUCUCCCGCUGCACGCGGUCAGCCAGGUUAUGGUGCGAGUGCCUGCUGUGCUUCUACUUCAUGUACAUCGUGGACGGAGCGCACUACUCCAUGUUCAUCGGUGGAAUGAUUCUCUGCGACAUUGACCAGCUCUCACUGAGUGACAAGCAACCCGACUGGAUCAAGGCAAUGAGCAGAUACAGCACGCCGCUGGCCUACGUUGGCAUGCUUGUUAGUAUUCUUCUCGGCGGAGUGCCGGGCAACAACGCGACAAUGGAGCAUUGUAAGAACUCCCCUGGAUGGUACUAUCUCUGCUUCCUCAAGCCACAGGCGGUCUUUGACUAUCGCUGGUUCUUCCUCUUCUGGGCCGCAGUCCUUGCAGUGCUCUGCAUCCCACGCAUCUCCUGGCUGAAGCGCUUCUUCGAAGGGCGUUUCUGCCAAUACCUCGGACGGAUAUCAUACAUGUUCUACCUCAUGCACGGACCGAUACUAUGGAUCGUCGGCGACCGCCUGUACGCUGCAGUCGGCUUCGUCAACUACUCCCACGCCCUGAACAUCCCAGGCUGGGCAGACUCGUUCAAGCUACCUCAAUGGGGUCCUUUCGGUCUCGAGCUGAACUACAUAAUAGCGCAAGCUAUCCUACUGCCACUGACAUUCUACGUCGCCGAGCUCACGACAGCUCUGAUCGACGACCCUGCGAUCAAAUUCGCGCAAUUUUGCUACCAGCUCACACAGCCCAAGAAGGAAUCGCAUACAGAAAUGCAGCAGAGUCGCGAGCAGCGCAAAGCCUCACAGCAGGCAUAG
Messenger RNA from Fulvia fulva, 1563 nucleotides. RefSeq names its product O-acetyltransferase PaAT-1. Gene Ontology annotation, molecular function: acyltransferase activity, transferring groups other than amino-acyl groups. The record is from RefSeq and is a predicted model, not a curated record. Gene Ontology annotation, biological process: polysaccharide biosynthetic process. The transcript has a single exon. NCBI's taxonomy places the organism in Eukaryota, Fungi, Ascomycota, Dothideomycetes, Mycosphaerellales, Mycosphaerellaceae. The coding region runs from base 1 to 1563 and encodes 520 amino acids. Gene Ontology annotation, cellular component: membrane.